Molecule: messenger RNA, 1506 nt
Organism: Salvia splendens (bonfire salvia)
Lineage: Eukaryota; Viridiplantae; Streptophyta; Magnoliopsida; Lamiales; Lamiaceae
Product: zinc-finger homeodomain protein 6
Exons: 2
Coding region: 324-1223 (299 amino acids)
Biological process (GO): regulation of DNA-templated transcription; regulation of developmental process
Cellular component (GO): nucleus
Molecular function (GO): transcription cis-regulatory region binding; DNA-binding transcription factor activity
Source: RefSeq, a predicted model, not a curated record
UACACACACUAACUUGACCAAAAUGCUGUGCUGUGGACCAUCAUUUUCUCUUCCCAUUACAUCCUCAACAAACCCACAAAACAAAACUCUCUCUCUCUAAAUAAUGUUAAUUGCUUCAAGAACCCCCCCAAUUACAUCUACAAUCAAUUAAGAUUAUAACCAAGAUUGUAUACACAACUGGAGAGUGAGAAACAAUCAGUCCUCUCUCUUUCUUUCUCUCUCUGGGUGAAUGAAUAGUGUUCAAUAAAUGAGGAAAUGGAUCAGUGUUGAAGAGAAGCAACAUAAUCUUGUCUGUCUGUGAUUUUGUAUAAGACUAGGAUUGUAUGGAACGCAGAGGUGAAGAGAGAGAUAUAGGUUUCAAUCCGGAAUCGGAAUUGAAGCUGCCGCUUGCCCCCAUUGUUUCCACUCCGCCUGAUAGGAGAGGAAAUGCGGCGGCGUCAUUCCGCCGCGGCAGCGCCAUUUUCAGCCCUAGUCAAACCCUAGAUCACCGCCACCGCCAUAGCCACAAUCUCAACCCUCCGCUUGUGCUCAAAGAACCCUCCCCAGAUCCAGAUCCAUCCACCCCAAGAGCUGAAUGCCCCUCCAAUUCACGGACUCCGACAUCGCCGCCGCCUCAUCCUCCGCCGCCGCCGCCAGAAGCUCCAAGCAAUUGCGUAAUCAGAUACCGCGAAUGUCUCAAGAAUCACGCGGCGAGCAUGGGCGGCCACGUGGUCGACGGAUGCGGAGAAUUCAUGCCCAACGGAGAGGACGGCACCGCCGAGGGUUUGCGCUGCGCCGCCUGCGAUUGCCACCGCAAUUUCCACCGGAAAGAAGUCGACGGCGAGGCGGCCCAACCAUCCAAUUUAUACCAAUUCCGCACGCCAUUGCUCACCACCCAAACCCCCUCCGCGGCGCACCACCCGCCCCAGGGCGGGUUCGCGGCGGCCCCGGCGAUAAUGAGCUUCGGCGGCGACGAGUCCUCGAGCGAGGAUCUGAACAUUUUCCAGUCCGGAGGCAGCGGAAAUGCAGCAUUGCAAUUGGGGUCGAAGAAGCGGUUCCGAACGAAAUUCAGCCAGGAGCAGAAGGAUCGGAUGCAGGAGCUCGCGGAGAAACUGGAGUGGCGGAUUCAGAAACAAGACGAGCAGCUAGUGCAGCAGCUCUGCCAAGAAACCGGCAUCAAGCGCGAGGUUUUCAAGGUGUGGAUGCACAACAACAAGCAGGCAAUGAAGAAGAGGCAAAUUUGAUCAAGAAGAAGAUGAUGAUCUUUUAAUUUAGGUAAGUUAGCAUCAUCAUUAGUUGAUUAAUUAAUUAAUUAAUUAAUCACCUCAUUAAUUCUUCCGAAUUCGAACUAGCUAUGUCCUAAUUUAGUAGGAUUAAUUGCGGCGCCAUAGCUAGCUACCUCUUUUGUUACUACAUUUUAAUAAUAAACAGACUGAUUUAUCCAAGUUGUUGUUAUUGUGGAAUCAUGAGAUAAUCCAUGUCAAUUAUGUGCAAAUUAAGAAAUUAAUUGAAGGGCUUGUUUGUAUA